Ambispora leptoticha is the source of this 2478-nucleotide messenger RNA. The record is from the annotation of a GenBank genome assembly. Lineage: Eukaryota; Fungi; Glomeromycota; Glomeromycetes; Archaeosporales; Ambisporaceae.
AUGGCAAGUUUUAAGGACAUUCUUCGCAACAUUUCAACCAAUAUAAAUACUUCGAGGCCAAAUCUUCAAUCUAUAUUAGAUAGCAUUGAAGUAUUCAAAACAAAUCAAGAACAUUUAGAAUUUGAGAAGGCUCAUAAUGUUUCUUUAGAGUUAAUUUCAAUAUAUAAUUCGGUGCAAGACUCUGAAAAACUUGUGUUUUUUUUCAAGUGUAUACGAGCACUGCUUCGGGUUCUUGGACCUGAUACUUUUAUACUAGAUUGGUGGGAGAGUGUCUUACGACCUGUUUUACGCUCUCCAUUAUAUUACAAAGAUGUGGUGGAGGAGGUAAAAGGGAUCACACAAGAUAUUUUAUCAUGUUCAUAUAAUACUAGUUACGUGCUGAAAUUUAGGGCUGGAAUCAUUGAAUUAUAUAUAAAAGAGUUUGAUUUUGUGGGAAAAGCUGCUGGUGAAGAAGAUGGAACUAUAGGAGAGGAGGCGCAUGCAUUUUGGUGUCAAAAUUUAGAGAGCGUGCUUAGAGGAUUUGGUGCGGUGCAAACUAAGGAUUUCUUUGACUUGCUGAAUACAUAUUUCGUUCAACGUGAAUAUCGAUUAAAGGUUUUGACUCUAUUGUGUGAAUUCAUUCGACGGCAGUCCAUGUAUAUUCAUCUGAUCUUAGAGACGCGUCUCUUUGAUUCAUUAUUGACUUCCCUUCAGAAAGACACUUCAACCACUCUCCUUUCUUUAUCUUUAACUACAUUAAUAAUGCUCAUGCCUCAUAUCUAUACAUCAGUAAUUUCCUAUCUUCCCCAAUUGUAUAUUAUAUUUACUCGCAUUCUCUGUUGGGACAAGAGAACUUCACGCUCUGCAGCAUUUGAAGAUGAUGAUAAUCACUCAUUAUUAUUGGGAGAAGAUUCCCUAAAUGAAGAAAAAUGCAUGCGUAAACCAAGUAAUGAAAUUGGUUGGCAACGAUUUGAUUCAACCUUCGAUACUGCACCAUCUACGCCUCCCGAUUGUCGACAACUUUUUACUUUUUUAUAUGGAAUGUUCCCAUGUAACACUGUCAAAUUUCUACAGAAUCCUACUGAUUGGGCUCAGGAAAUGAAUUAUGUUCAUAUGUCAGAAGAAAUUGAUGAUGAUGUGAUACGUUCCAGAAGUCGGCCUCUUUUUCGACGUCAUACAUUGCACCCAGAUUUAAUUUUGAGUAAUUACAAGAAAGAAUUAUCGGAUACCAAAAGAUGGAUGAAGCUCGAGCCUGCUGAUGUUGUAGCUGAAUGUGUCGGUUAUGAUAUAGAAAGCGCACUUGCUGUAUCGAAAUCUAAAAUUACAAUAGAGGAAUCCAAAAAAUUCGUUGAGGAUAUAGAUUUUCCUUUGAAUGAAUUACAUAAAAAAGAAAAAACGAGGAGAGCUUCACAAGCUAUUUCAAUACAUGAUAUCUUGGAAGUUCAUCAAGCAUUAAAGAGUGGCGCUGAAAUAGUUGUUGGCGAUGAUCCUUGGUCAUCACAAAUAAUCGCUCCUACAAAUUCGGUUUCUGCUAAGCCUGAACUUAAUGCAAUGAACAUAACAACACCAACACCACCACAAAUAACCUCAAAUAAUGCAGCAACUAUUUCAUUUCUUCAACGGGAAAUAAUGUUACUUAGAAAUGAAUUGAAUUUUGAGCUUUAUUUAAAACAACAGCAUCUACAGCACAUAGGACGUCUUCAUCGUGAUCAUGUAUUAGACGCCAGUGUUGAGGCAGAACGACAAAAUUUAUAUAAUACAUGUCGAACCUUAAAAUCACAAUUGGCAAAUACUCAACUAGCUUUCGAUAGACAAAAAUCGGAAACAUCUAGCAACAAGAAAAAGCAAGCACAUUGGGAAAGUGAAUUACACACAAAAUUAAAAGCUUUAAGAGAAGAAAAGAGGGAAUGGAAAUCUAGCAUGGAUAAAUUGUCACAGGAAUUGGCAGAGGCUAAGCUUGUUAUUGAAGAUCAAAAUAAGCGAAUUGAUGAUUCAAAUUCAAAGGUGGUCGCAUUAGAAAAUCAGCUCAAAGUGGAAAAACAAAAACUUGAGGAGUUAAUGGAAUUAAAACGUCGGAAUUAUCAAUUGACUAAACAACUCUUGCUUUGGCAAGAAGAUACAUUAAAGUUUCAAGAGCAAAAGCAACAAAUGGAAAGUUUGGUUAUGCAUUUUCACAAGUUGCAAAUGUUAUUACGGACUUGCGAUCAAGAAAUCAAUAAACUAAAAGCUUUAAUUAAUGAGAAAUUGCAGAUUAUUGACGAUCUGAAUAUUAAGCUACGAAAGUUAUCUGACAAAUCUAAAGAUGAAGAUUCAGUCUUUUCGAAGCAGAUGAAAUUAUGGAAUAUUGAACGUAGCAAAUUUGAUCGAGAUUACCAAAAACUGGAAAAGGAAUAUGGGAAAGUUAGAGGGAAAAAUGAAGAAUUGCAGUCACGCAUAAUUGAGCAUACAGCUGAAAUCGAACUAUUAAAAGCAUCAGUUGAGGCUCCAUGUCCAAAAUAA